AUGGAAAUUGCUAGAGCAUUUGGCGCUACUCAAACUGCCUUCUUUACCAAUGCUGAAACUAAACCAAAUGAGGAGGGAAACACUUUAAUUAUUACCGUAUCAUCAGAUCGUGGAUUAUGUGGCGGUAUUCAUUCAAGUGUGUCGAAAGCUUCUCGUAAACAUAUAGAAGAAAAACCAAAUUCGCAAAUUGUUGUAUUAGGUGAUAAAGCAAAAUCCCAACUUUCACGUACAGUUCGGAAUAAUAUAAGGCUUUCGUUUAAUCAAAUUGGAAAAGCUACACCUACUUACGCCGAAGCAUGUGCUAUAGCUGACGUCAUAUUGAAAGAGAAAUUUGAAUUUGAUCAGGCUAUAAUUAUAUAUAAUCAUUUUAAAUCGGUGAUUUCAUAUGAAGCUGAAACGAUUCCAGUAUUUGCGGAAUCUACGUUUUCUAAAUCAGGAAACUUUGAUGCGUACGAAAUUGAAGAUGAUGUAUUAGAAAACCUUCAAGAAUUUGCGUUUGCAAAUUCAAUUUAUUGGGGUCUUGCCGAAGGUCAUGCUUCAGAAAUGGCGUCAAAACGUACUGCAAUGGAAAAUGCUACAAAAAAUGCCGGUGAAAUGAUUGAUAAACUUACGUUAACUUAUAAUCGUGGUAGACAGGCCGUUAUUACCAAUGAAUUAAUCGACAUUAUUACUGGAGCCUCGGCAAUUUAA
Scutellospora calospora is the source of this 690-nucleotide messenger RNA. NCBI's taxonomy places the organism in Eukaryota, Fungi, Glomeromycota, Glomeromycetes, Diversisporales, Gigasporaceae. The record is from the annotation of a GenBank genome assembly.